Messenger RNA from Racocetra fulgida, 140 nucleotides. The record is from the annotation of a GenBank genome assembly. Lineage: Eukaryota; Fungi; Glomeromycota; Glomeromycetes; Diversisporales; Gigasporaceae.
AUAUUCAGAAUCCACUUAAACAUAUUGGAAAAGAGUGUCCUCCUAAAAGGCAAAUAAAAUCAGCAAUUGAACAAUCAAAAAAAGUAAACAUUCAGCUGAUACUUUGUCCUGUGCUUCUUGUCAGUAUAGUAUUUGUAAAA